UGGCUCGUGCGUGGGUACAUGGCAAUAUGGCAGUACUAACAACAGUUAUCUACGUUACCUAGCUAAGUAACUAGUUAGCGAAAUACAUUUGGUAAAAAUUAUAGAACAAAAACAUUAACCAUAGGCUUUGCGACCGUCAUUGCUAGGUACUAACGUUAGCCAACUAGCUAGUACAAUAGCUAGCUAACGUUAGCUAGCCAUAACACACGUUGAUGCAAACUGUGACUAACUUUGUUGGUUAGGUAACAUUAACACAACAGAUAAAGUCCACUUUAUCUUUGUUGGUAUGGAUUUUUGAAAAAGAGAAAAAUGGCUAACGUUAGUUAGCUAACCGGUUAGCAAGGCCUACUUGCCGUGUGACACAAAGCAAAAGCAAACCAACACUAGCCAGACCAAGAUUAUAAUAACAUGACAAUGGCACGAGAACAAUCUUAAAUCUAAUGUGUAACAUUUGUUGUACAUUUUCCGCAACGUACCUCUCCAAUUCUUCAUCGCUUAGUAUUUCCAUUUCAGGAUCCAUGGUCACAUCGCAGUCAUCAACCGUCGCCAUUUUGCUGGGACUGAGGAGGGGGGAGGAAUCAGUGAGGGGGGUGAUUGACAGCCAGACAAGACGAUCGAUCACUGAAAAGUUGCCAAGAGACUGAUCAUCAUCAUGGGCAAGAGUUGUAAAGUGGUGGUGUGUGGUCUGGCUGCGGUUGGCAAGACUGCUGUCCUGGAGCAACUGCUGUAUGCCAAUCAUAUUGCGGGCUCAGAGCCCAUGGAAACCCUGGAGGAUAUCUAUAUUGGCUCCAUAGAAACGGACCGUGGCACUCGAGAGCAAGUGCGCUUCUACGACACCCGGGGUCUUCGUGAUGGUCUGGAGUUCCCUCGCCACUACUUCUCCUUUGCAGACGGUUUUGUCCUGGUCUACAGCAUCGACAGUAAGGAGUCCUUCAAACGCAUGGAGGCCCUCAAGAAAGACAUUGACCGCUUCCGUGAUAAGAAAGAGGUGACCAUAGUGGUGCUGGGCAACAAGCUGGACAUGCAGGAGCAGAGGAGUGUGGACUCUGAGGUGGCCCAGCACUGGGCCAAGACAGAAAAGGUGCGUCUGUGGGAGGUGUCUGUGGCAGACCGGAGGACCCUCAUCGAGCCUUUUGUCCACCUGGCCAGCAAGAUGACCCAGCCCCAGAGCAAAUCAUCCUUCCCCCUCAGCCGCAAUAAGAACAAGGGGAGUGGCUCUGUCGAUAGCUGAGGGAGCAGGGGGAUGGAUGCGGGAGGGAGCGAGGGUUGAUGAAGAAUGAGAAAGAUUUCAGGAGACAGGGAGUGAAAGAGUAGGAGAGGAGAAACACAGUAGGCUGAUUAUUAGCCUAUUACAAAUACAGGCAAUUUUAGGUCUGAAUGAAUGUACACUGACUGAAUUAGAAACCAAUGGUUUCUUGGAGAUUUUGACUGAUAUUUAGACUCAUAUUUUACCAUUUAGACUGAUCUUUGACGACAAGUAAAUGACAUCAAAAGUAACACAAAUUGAUAAUCAAGAGGGUUGUUUGUAUCAUGGAGGAUACAUAAGGGAUUCUAUUACUGUUAGUUAAUCAGGAGAUUUGUUACACUACUGGCAUGCCAUCUACUCAGAUGAAAUAUGGCAACUAUUUUAGCAUGGAUGAUCUGCAUUUUAUUUUAAGUUACAGCACAUGAAACAAAUCCAUAUUUUGAAGAAUUAAAAAAACAUUCCUCUAUUCUUUUAGAGAUGUCAGAAAACAUGUUACUGUCUUUUGAGAUCGCUUUGAGUUUUAAAAUGACGUUGUCUAAAGAUUUUAAUUGUUGUGACAGACUAGUAGUCUUAUGUGAUGUCUCUUGGUGAGCAGCGUGUUUGAUGAGCUUCCUGCCUGCUGGACAGGCCCUGAUGUGGCGACUGAGAGAAAGAGGCUUCCCCUGACUGUUAUAUCUAUGGAGCUCUUGACCACAGCCUAAGCAUGCUGAAUUAUCUGUACUUUAUCAGAAACUCCUUACUGUCCUUGAAAACCAUGGGGCGUCCUUGAUCUUUGUUACUGAGCUGUUAAACACAAUGUUGGUCAGACGAAAUGCAAAUGUAUUUCAUUUUCAAAUUGUUUAUCUGACUGAAGCCCUUUAAUGCCAUAUCAGGGUCCAUAGUUAUUGUGCAACAUUUCAUGUGUGUGUCACUGAACAAGAAAGAUGCAUUGGCCUAGUUUGGAUGUAGUUUUUUGCUUUGUGAUUAUUCACAGAUCUUUAUAUUUGUAUUAUGUUUUGACGUUGUGAAUUUGCAUCUUUAUGUCUGUAUUAUUGAAGUGCAUAUUAUUUUCAUGAUAAAUAUUGGGGCAUUUAUACUGAUGCAAUAUAGAGCACAGUAUUAAUCUUUUAAAAUGUUCUGGAGACUGGAUAAUCAUUUGCAUGCCGUGUAAACAAAUUAAAAGAUUCCCUCUGCAUCUAA
Molecule: messenger RNA, 2425 nt
Organism: Salvelinus namaycush (lake trout)
Lineage: Eukaryota; Metazoa; Chordata; Actinopteri; Salmoniformes; Salmonidae
Product: NF-kappa-B inhibitor-interacting Ras-like protein 2
Exons: 4
Coding region: 653-1231 (192 amino acids)
Biological process (GO): canonical NF-kappaB signal transduction
Molecular function (GO): GTPase activity; GTP binding
Source: RefSeq, a predicted model, not a curated record